CGCCUCGUCUAUUUGAGAGGGUUAUCCGAAAAUUAGGUGUAAAAUAAUAUUUUCCGCAAAUUCCAAAAUAGCAAAAACAAUUAGACCCUCAUACAGAAUAAUUUAUAGAUCCAUUUUUAAAAAAAUCCCAAACUUGUGUUAUUGUAUCUGUGGGACUUCCACUAAAUACAGCUAGCCUGUGGGUCUCAUUGUUUACUGGUUCGUGUCAAUUUGACCCGAUCCGAAAGUCCCGACGCCAACUUUUGUCCCAUCAUGCAACACUGCCCAUGUGAAACUGGACAAGAUGGCGGCCAAGUUUAAAGUUGGAGAUCUUGUGUGGGCAAAGAUGAAGGGGUUCCCGGCCUGGCCAGGAAGGGUAAUCCAGCCCAAGGAUGAAGUGAAGCGUCCAUCCAACAAGAAGCCUCAUCAUUUUGUCUUCUUCUUUGGGUCUGAGAACUAUGCAUGGAUCCCAGAAGAAAGUAUACACCUGUAUGCUGACAAUCGCAACAAGUACAGCCUCACGUCCAGAAUCCCUCGCGGCUUUAAGGAGGCCAUUGAAGCUAUAGAGGAUGCGCUCAAAGCUCUGCCAGCCAGUGUGGCUGUCAAGACCUGUGAACUGCCUUCUAUAGAUGAAGAGCUGGCUCAGAUCUUCCCAACAACCGGCACAAAAAAAGACGGAGCAGCUCACAGAGACUACUCCAGGGAACCCUUAGCUGGCAAGAAGUCAAAGAAAGGCGUAGAGGAACGCCGGUCAUCGGCGCCGGUCGGGAGUGGCCGGAGGAACCUGAACAGUAGGCGCAGGUCAGGGGAGUCUGCAGAGAGACGCAGGUCGUCUAACGUUAUCAAUGGCACAAGCAAAUCACGCGAUUCGUCAGUAGAUAGCGUUGUCAAGAAGCCGGCUGAGUCCACAACCAAGGGAAAAAAUAAAGAUUCAGCUAAGAAGCCCACACCGGUUCGCAAACCAACACUCAAGCGGCCCCUGUCAGCUCCCCGAGAUGAACCCAGGCCUUCCACGUCUAAAACACCGCCAUCAAAGAGACAAAAGAUUCUCAUGAAUACACAAACAGUCAAGUCACCUGUGAAAUCACCAGAUACUCCAAAAUCAUCCUCAGAGUCCAUUGUGAUUCCGGAUUAUUCUAAGACACCAAACAUUUCAAAAGAUGAAUUUUAUCAAGAAAUAGGCCUUUCACCAGAGCCCACCAAAAUCAAAUCCAAAGACAUUUAUGACAUGCCCGAUGAUGAAGAAAUGGAUAAGGUUAGCUGGCUGUCUAUGACAUUGUCUCUACAAGUGAAGGGAAUGCAGGGCACCUCAGGCAAAUCUCAAGGAAAUCAACAUAAGGACCUGGGGGUCCCAUCUACCACCAGCGGCACAGCUGUCUCCUCCUCCACACAGAUAGACGACGCCCUCCUCACACGCAAUUCCGCCAAGUCUGUCAUCCCCACACCCCUGCGCAUCGGCUUCCUGGGACUAGGCAUUAUGGGACAGGGUAUGGUGAUGAAUCUGCUGAGGUCAGGCCACGAGGUCACUGUCUGGAACCGAACUGCAUCAAAGUGUAGAGAGUUUGUGAAGGCAGGCGCAUUACGUGGUACAUCCCCCAAUGAUGUUGUUCAGAACUGUGACAUCACCUUCACGUGUGUGGCCGACUCUGGAGCUGUCCGAGAUAUUGUGUUUGGCAACUCUGGAGUGCUACAGGGCAUUUCACGAGGGAAGUGUUAUGUGGAGAUGUCCACAGUUGACGAGGAGACAGUUGAAGAUGUUGCGGAGGCCAUCAUGGCCAGGGGUGGCGUGUUCCUGGAAGCACCUGUUGUUGGGAGUCGUGCCGCCCUGGAGGGACGAUUGGUUAUCCUGACAUCAGGAGACAGGAAGCUCUAUGAUGACUGUUUCUCAUGCUUUGAAGCCAUGGGCAAGAAGUCAUUUUACUUGGGAAAUGAAGUGGGCACUGCCACACGGAUGAAGCUUAUCCACAAUAUGCUGCUGGGCACCGUAAUGGCAGGGCUGGCAGAAGCUAUGGCACUUGCAGAGAAAGUGGGCAUAGACAUGGAGGAUCUGUCAGAAGUUCUCUCCCUUGGCUCACUCUCCUGUCCUACCAUUAAUCAUAAGAGUCAAGCAAUUGUUAAUGCAAUGGUGAAUGGCAAGUUUGACCCCCACUUUCCCCUGCAGCACCAGCAGAAAGAUCUACGACUAGUCCUCGGCCUCGGGGAUCGUGUGGAACAGCCAUUGUAUGUUGCCUCUGCAGCUAAUGAGAUGUUCAAGAAAGCUCGCAGUCUUGGAUUCAGCGAGAGUGACAUUUCAGCAGUAGUUCGAGCAGCAAAUGCAUGAUGAGAAUGUUGAGAUCAGCCAAUCACUACAUGUGUUUCAGAACAAUUUUAUGAAACAGUUUCCUCAGAAAAGUGUUGGAGUUUAUGUAGAAGAAAGUUGAUAGGACGACCAAGACAAAAGACUUCAAGAAGAGUCAUUGUGGAUGUUCAUGUUUAACAUCAUGCUGUAGUUCUCCUGUCAGAUAUGGUAUUGCAUGGAAAGUAUUUGAUGUAACAAGAUUUUAUUUAUGUAUUUUAGAAGUCUCAGCAUUGAUGCAAGCAUAAAAGGGAAGGCCUUUUUUUUCAAUUACUUAAGGUCUCAGAAACCAGCAAGCGGUUCGAGUGCUUGCAAGCCAAUAUUACUGUUCAGUCUUAUGCCUAUAUUGUCGGAGUAGGUAGCAUUCAGGUUGAAAAUGAAAUUUCAUUUGAUUGUAUAGAAACAAAUUGUAGAUGGUGUGUACAGGUUUGUAUCUGUAGCUUAAGAAACCCAGAGUGCAUAACAGCAUUGGGGCAAAACUGAAAUGAGAUGAAAGUGUGUGAAUCUUGUAGAUCUUAAUAUAAAUAUAUUGUUGAAAACGUAUUUAUUUGGAGAAUUACAAGACUAGUUAUGAAAGGUAUUUUUGUCCUAACUGUCAAACAGAACAGCUAUGAAAAAUUGUUAUUGCUUAAAUUCACAUGUGUGAAGAUGCUGCAAAGUGUUCUUUUUGGCAUUCCGUCUAUACUGACAUUUCUUAAAAGUUAUGCUUAUGUUUCCAACAGUUUUAGAUGGGUCUUUUAAUAUAGAUUUUAGAUUUUACAUGAACUUAAUUAACUUGUGUGUUUACUCUCGGAACCAAGCUGUGGUGAUUUCAUUUUAAUAGUUUUGUUUUCAUGCACGGCCAGACCACCAUGAUUGUGAGACAAAGAUAUCAGCAGUGGAAUUAGACCUGACAGCCACUGGCUCAUAGGCUCCCCAUAAGGAAGGGGGUCAGCAGAGAUAUGGGCAAAUGACAGGAACACAAAAUUUCUCUCUUUUUUAUUACAAUUUCUAGUAGGAUAAAAGCAUGAAAUAAAGAGUGAUUGAAGUGGCCAGUAGGAAGUGUAUUGACUGGUUAGCGGACAUGCCGGUAGAGGGAUAGUGUACCAAGCCAAAAUGUGUAUCUAUUUGUCAAAUAUACUUGGAGUCUAAAGCAGGAGAUACAUCAAGUAAGUACUAGCAGGUACUGUUUGAAUGUCCCAAAGUAGAAAUUGAUGUCUGUUGUUGCAGUUUUCAGACUAAAUGUCACAAUUUGGUUUAUAAACCUGGUAAUUACUGAGAAUCAGUCUGUUCAGCCUCAUUGUAAGUUGGCACUGAGACAUCUUCCUAUCAUUUCACAUCACCCAAUAUACAUACAUACUACAUUCAACUGUAAUGGUGUUAGCUAGCAGAUAUCAAAUAUAUUUUUUACUCAUACCAAAUAUGAAUUCUCUGUAGCAUGAAGAGACAGUGGUUUUGUGAGGUAUCAGGUAGGGCUAAGUUUGGUUGUCUUCAAACUGGCAGUAUGUGGAAGUCCAACUUUGACUUCAUCCAUUUGUCUAAGACUAGAGUGAUUUAAACUUCUAUUCAGACCUGGAAGCUAACAAAAGAAUAGUCCAGGUAAUGACCCUAAAUUCUACUGAAAAUUAUGUUGAGGGUCAAGUUCAGGCAGUAGUCUCAGAAAUGUUUGGCAGAAACUGAUAUGUGUGGAGACUUUACUUAAUUGUUCUACCUGAAUUUUACGAAGGGACUGGUUGUUUUUCAUUGAGCGGAGAUGAUCAUGUAAAUAGCAUUCAUAUAUUUGUAAUCAUACUUUCUGUUCAGCUCUGUGUAUAUGCAUGAUAAAACUGUGGUCGUUUGUCACAUAAUUAUAUUACAGACUUUGUGAAGCAGAAGAUUGUUCCACUAUAUCUAUGGCUUCACAAGUCAAAAUAAUAAUCUCAGAUUGAAAGGCAUACUGAGUUUGGAGUUGACAUAGUUUUAGAUUUUAUGUAUUGAGUAUAAUUAUGAUAAAAUCAAUUGUAGAUAAUUGUGAUUGAAUCCUGAUUUUGUAUGAUAUAUAAUACUUUAAAUCAUGACCACAGACAUACAGAAAUAUGCUUCUGUUUGAUGUUAGCCACAACUUGAGACCCUAGGAAAGAUCUAAAGUAAAUAUUUGGUGGAAAGCAGUGUGGUAGAGAUGUGGUUGCUUUGGUUUUGUUUUCAUUUUUUACUGUAUCAAAAAAUGGAUAGACAUCAUGACUUUGCCAUGAUUAGCAAUCAGUUUUAACUUCUGCCAAGAUGUCAUACUGAGAUGGAUUUUAAGUUGUUAGGAAGCAAGGGUAGAAUGUUUCUGUUGCGAACAAAUUGCUUCUGUGUUUCUAUUUGUGUUUGUUCUUGUGUUGGUUUCCAUGUGUUUUAUGUCCUCAUCACAUUCAUUGUUUGAACCAUCAAGUCAACAGUCAUUUAAUAAAUAUCUCAAUCUCA
This is a messenger RNA of Haliotis rubra (blacklip abalone), 4738 nucleotides long. Its product is annotated as putative oxidoreductase GLYR1 homolog. The record is from RefSeq and is a predicted model, not a curated record. NCBI's taxonomy places the organism in Eukaryota, Metazoa, Mollusca, Gastropoda, Lepetellida, Haliotidae. Gene Ontology annotation, molecular function: NAD binding; oxidoreductase activity, acting on the CH-OH group of donors, NAD or NADP as acceptor; NADP binding.